AUGAGUUCAUCCCACUCAUGUCAAUACGUCCCCAAUAGUUCAAUCCCGAAAACAGACCUUUCAACAUUCAAAGAUCUCAUAAAAGAUUAUUCAAAUGUUUUUACUCAUGUAUCCUCUUCUAUUCUUGAAAUCAAAACAACGCUAGGAGCAGUCAUCGGCUUUGAUGAAAUUGCGGUACCUCUAAACGGGACGACGUUGGAUUACGCAACAAAAAAAAUGAGUGGAACUAAUGUUGGGGCUCUUAUUUUUGAGAACAACUAUGUUUCUAUGAACCCAAGUAUUUAUACUUCUGAUUUCUCAGGAGUUUCUUCGCCCACGUGUUAUUCUAAAAUCGGUCCACAGAAAUUCAUCUUCAAUGCAUCAGUGAUUGAGUUGUGUCAAGUUCAUCAUGUUGAAAGUUUCAUAGACAAAUCAAAAAUCACUAAAAUAUCAGAUGGAGCACUACUACAUUUAAGAUUUAACGUGAAAUCUAUCUUUGGGAAGACUCCUCCACCCGCUUCUUUGAAGUUCUUGGAUACUUUCAAUAUGUGUGAGAAAAGAUCAUUGAAUGAGGGCACGUGUCACAGUGCAACUUGUAAGUCAGAUAUGGAUGCAGUUCAUGAAUGGGUCUACGAUAGAACGGAAGGAGUUUUCUUGGCCGGAGAAUAUUGA
This is a messenger RNA of Caenorhabditis remanei, 651 nucleotides long. RefSeq lists its product as uncharacterized. The coding region runs from base 1 to 651 and encodes 216 amino acids. The transcript is spliced from 4 exons. The record is from RefSeq and is a predicted model, not a curated record. Lineage: Eukaryota; Metazoa; Nematoda; Chromadorea; Rhabditida; Rhabditidae.